Leguminivora glycinivorella is the source of this 888-nucleotide messenger RNA. RefSeq lists its product as uncharacterized. The record is from RefSeq and is a predicted model, not a curated record. The transcript has a single exon. NCBI's taxonomy places the organism in Eukaryota, Metazoa, Arthropoda, Insecta, Lepidoptera, Tortricidae. Bases 1 to 888 code for a protein of 295 amino acids.
AUGUCUGAUAACGAAGAAGAACGUGCUAAAAGUGUGAAGAGUGUCCCACCUGGGAAAAAUAACGAACAUGUUGCAACCGGCGCCGAGACGUUCCGCGUCGGCGUAAAGAUACCUCCAUUUUGGCCGCAAGAGCCGGAAGUAUGGUUCAAGCAAGUCGAGGGCCAAUUCAUAUUAUCGAAUAUAACUUCGGAUACGACGAAAUUUUACUACGUUCUAUCUCAGCUGGAACAACAAUACGCAGCAGAGGUAAAAGACAUAAUUAUAUCCCCUCCCGCAUCAGAUAAAUACGAAAAAUUUAAAAGUGAGCUUAUUAAGCGUCUGUCAGCUUCACGGGAGAAGAAAUUGAAAACCAUGUUGCUCCAUGAGGAUUUAGGCCACAGAAAACCCUCUCAAUUUUUAAGGCACCUGCAACACGUCGCCGGGCCGGACGUCCCUGAGGACUUUAUGAAGUCCAUAUGGACCAGCCGCUUGCCGCAUAAUAUUCAAUCAGCUGUAGCUACCCAGCCCACGUCCACCCUCGAUUCAUUAGCGGAUUUAGCAGACCGUGUAUGGGACAUCGCUCCAAGUACCCCACAGGUAGCAAGCACAACCGGCCAUCCUGAAUCAGUCACCGACCUCAUGGUUAGUAAAAUCGCCGCACUCACAAAACAGAUGCAGGAGCUGACCAACGAAAUGCGGUCACGAUCUCGCCCUAGAUACAGAGAUAGAGGUAAGCCACAGCACCGUGAGCGUAGCGACAGCCAGCGACGUGGUUAUAGUCAGCAGCGUUCGCAAUCUAGCUACCGCAAAUUUCCGGUAUGCUGGUACCACUUCAAGUUCCAACAAGAGGCGACGAGAUGCGUCAAACCUUGCGACUUCUCAUCGGGAAACGAGCAGGGCAAUCGAUAA